AUGGAUAUCAAAGCCAGAUCAAAGGCAAUGAGAGAAAUAGUCACACGACUGGUAGAGAGAGCCCACGGCGCCAUUGAAGUCAAGGUUUUCGGCGAUAAGGUUAUCCUUGACGAGGAUGUCGAAAAUUGGCCCCGUUGUGAUGUACUCAUAUCUUUCUUUUCUACCGAUUUCCCCCUAGAUAAGGCGAUAUCCUACGUCAAACUCCGUCACCCUUUCUGCAUCAACGACCUUUUACCACAAGCUUUACUAUGGGAUCGUCGUCUCGUCGGGGCCAUUCUCGAUCAUUUACAGGUCCCAACACCCAAGCGACUAGAAGUUUCUCGCGAUGGUGGUCCUCAAGUAGAUCUAGAACUCAAAGAAGCGAUGAUGAAGAAGCUUGGUGUCACAUUGGGUGGCUUUAGAGUCACCCCUGAAGUCUCACUCCGCCCAGACGGAAAUGCCAUUGUCAUUGACGGCCAAGUCCUGGAAAAACCCUUCGUGGAAAAACCUGUUAGUGGUGAAGACCACAACGUUUAUAUCUAUUUUCGGGGCGGUGGAGGGCGCCGCCUCUUUAGGAAGGUUGGUAACAAGUCUAGUGAUCUUGACGAUUCGUUGAAUCAUCCCCGGACGGAUGGUUCAUAUAUCUACGAGGAAUUUAUCGACGUCGAUAACUCAGAAGACAUCAAGGUCUACACGGUCGGCAAGGAUUAUUUUCACGCCGAAACGCGCAAGUCCCCUGUGGUUGAUGGUGUUGUCCGCCGGAACACGGAAGGCAAGGAGAUUCGGUUUAUUACCCAUUUGAGUGAGGCGGAGAAGACGUACGCGGCGAAAAUAUGUCAAGCAUUUGGUCAGAACGUUUGCGGCUUUGACAUGCUUCGGUGUGAAGGAGGAAAGAAAACUCAGAUCAUCGAUGUAAACGGAUGGAGCUUUGUAAAGGGAAACGAGGGUUAUUAUGACAAGGCCGCCGAGAUCUUGGCCAACCUCUGUAUCCACGUGUCAUCCUCGCCAGAACGUCCGAUACCCUCAGCAGACGCCACAACCAAGGGGCAGCCACCAACAUGGAUCCUCAAGGCAAAUGUAACAGUCUUCCGACAUGCUGACCGCACACCCAAGCAGAAAUUGAAAUUCAAUUUUCCUAUCGGUGACGUGUGGACCCAACCAUUUGUUCGCUUACUCAAUGGGGAGAAGGAAGAGAUAAUCCUUCGCGAGACAUCUCAACUGAAUCUUAUCGCCCAAGCAGUCGAGGAGGCAAAGGCUCUGGGCGCAAGCGGCGAUGACUUAGCGAAGCUUACGCAGCUCAAUACUGCACUCUUCAACAAGAUUAAUUUUCCUGGAACUAAAGCGCAGCUCAAGCCUGUGUAUUCGAAGAGACAGGCUGGACAGCCAAGGAGGUUAACAAAGCUGACACUGGUCUUCAAAUGGGGCGGUGAAUUCACGCAUUCAGCAAGAUACCAGUCCCGUGACCUCGGAGAGAACAUGAAAAAGGAUCUAACAAUCAUGAACAAGGAAGCUCUUCAGAAUGUCAAGAUAUAUACCUCUUCCGAGCGCCGCGUGAUUGCAUCCGCCGACAUUUUUGCUGCAGCACUUGUCGAUAACAUCCACUCUUCAAGUUAUUCCACUUCUUCGUCAACUCCUAGUUCCCUUUCCUCGCACUCCUCUCAAGAUAGCAGAUUAAGCUCUCAAGGGAUAGCACCUCCGGAACUGAUCAUCCGUAAAGACCUUCUCGACGACUCCAAUGCAGCCAAGGACUUGAUGGACGACGUGAAGAAGCGCUUGAAGAUAUUACUGAGACCCGGUGAACCUGAGAAGCGUCCUGAACUCACAUGGCCAAAGAGCAUGAAAAAGGAGCCGGUCGAAGUUGUCAAGGAGGUCAUCGAACUUUUGAGCUCCUUCCGGACAAUCAUGCAUAAGAAUUUCAAUACCAUGGAUGUGGACACGAUCCAGGAACGAUGGUGUUGCGGUGAUGAGCCUUGGUUAUUCAGGGAACGCUGGGACAAGCUGUUUGAGGAUUUUUGCGAUGUCGAACAAAAGAAGUUUGACCCCUCUCGUGUCUCAGAGCUUUAUGACACCAUCAAGUAUUGCGCGCUACAUCACCGAACAUUUCUGUUCUCAAUUUUCGACCAAAACGCUGGCCACGGUCAGGAUCCCAGCCAGACUCAAGACCGCAAGUUGCAUGAACUUUACGGGCGUGCCAAAGCCUUGUUUGAUCUAGUGGCACCCCAGGAAUACGGCAUUGAAGCUGAUGAAAAGGAACAGAUCGGCGUCCUGACUUCAUUACCACUGCUUCGGAAAGUAGUAGAAGACCUCGAAACUGCGCGAAACAAUGGCGCCAGCUCCUUGACCCUUUAUUUCACCAAAGAAAGCCAUAUUCAUACGCUUGUCAAUCUCGUGCUGCACUCCGGCCUACCGAUUGCGAAUAGGCGGAUACCCGAGUUAGAUUAUUGUUCCCAUAUCACCUUUGAACUCUACGAGCGUAAUUUUGGGCGCGGAAACUCUGAUAAGGAAUAUUCGAUCAAAUUAUCCCUCAGUGAAGGUGCUCACUCGUCGAACGUCCUGGACUCCACUCUGGAUGCACGUCAUUCUUUGAACGUCCAGCCUCGAAGGAAAUUGACGCAACACCUUCCCUACAGCCUCGUCAUCGAGAAACUCUCUAAGCACUUCGGCAAAAUGACCGAGGAUGAUGACACAGGAACGGACACUCCAUUCGAAACGAAUAACUUCCGGGGGCUUUUCCCAAGUGUCAACGAUAGCAGCAGUGACGAUAGAUGA
This is a messenger RNA of Suillus clintonianus, 2748 nucleotides long. RefSeq names its product histidine phosphatase superfamily-domain-containing protein. Gene Ontology annotation, cellular component: cytosol. Bases 1 to 2748 code for a protein of 915 amino acids. The record is from RefSeq and is a predicted model, not a curated record. Gene Ontology annotation, molecular function: ATP binding; diphosphoinositol pentakisphosphate kinase activity; inositol hexakisphosphate kinase activity. NCBI's taxonomy places the organism in Eukaryota, Fungi, Basidiomycota, Agaricomycetes, Boletales, Suillaceae. The transcript is spliced from 16 exons. Gene Ontology annotation, biological process: inositol phosphate biosynthetic process; inositol metabolic process.